AUGACAACAGCUCCGCCAGACCCAUUGGCACAACCGGGCCGUCCCAUUACCUCACUCCCACCACUCCCAAACCCUUUGCAUCCAAGGGGCCCGUCGGCAGUGCUCAACGCCAACGAUGCACUGAGGACUUUGCAACAACUGGGCGAGGGCGCCAAUAGCGGAUCGGUCGAGUACCCAUACCCUACCACAUUCGAGUACCCUCUUCCCCCACUCCCGCCCAUUCCGGCGCCAUCGAGCGGCAGCCGCCGUCGCAGGUCCACAACGCACUCGGCAGUCCACCCUGUACUGGUCCCACCCAUCCCGGCAUCGUCUCCGCUGUCGCACGCGCAGACCCUCGACGAGGCCAUUGCAGCCCACAAUGCAACCCAGCCAGACCUCAUUGCCAGCUUGCAAUAUGCCCGGACGGCCCUCCUCGUCAAGAUGGGGAGCAGGGGAUACAUCUGGGCGUUCCUGCGCACGCUGGAUGCCGACGAGGACGCAGACGCACACGAGGCAAAGGUGCUGUGUGUGCGGUUUUUUCCUUCCAAGGAGCCACGGCCGCCACCGAUCCACGCCGUUCCGCCAACCGGCCCCGCGACCGUGCUGUCGGAACACUUGACGUCUCUGGACCUCUCCGUCCCUGCCCUCCUGUAUCGCCUUCCACACGUGCUUGGCCUCCUCGACUCGGCGUGCUUUUACUGCUCGCGCCACCUGUCCGAUGUCGACGGCUUGCCCUUCAACGCGACGGGGUUCAUCCCCGUGGCUAAGCCCAAGGUGGCCAAGGUCGUCGACGCGGACAAGGACGGCGACAACAAGGACGCAGCAGCAGUGGCACCGGUGAAUGGACACCGCGACUCGCUCGUGCCGCCUGAAGCGAGUGAGGGGGUGGAGGGACGCUGGGUCUCGUGGCACGCCGGGUGUGAGACGGCGUAG
This is a messenger RNA of Apiotrichum porosum, 912 nucleotides long. RefSeq lists its product as uncharacterized. The transcript has 3 exons. The coding region runs from base 1 to 912 and encodes 303 amino acids. Lineage: Eukaryota; Fungi; Basidiomycota; Tremellomycetes; Trichosporonales; Trichosporonaceae. The record is from RefSeq and is a predicted model, not a curated record.